Colletotrichum phormii is the source of this 1779-nucleotide messenger RNA. RefSeq names its product major facilitator superfamily transporter. The transcript has 3 exons. Gene Ontology annotation, biological process: transmembrane transport. Gene Ontology annotation, molecular function: transmembrane transporter activity. Bases 1 to 1779 code for a protein of 592 amino acids. The record is from RefSeq and is a predicted model, not a curated record. Gene Ontology annotation, cellular component: plasma membrane. Lineage: Eukaryota; Fungi; Ascomycota; Sordariomycetes; Glomerellales; Glomerellaceae.
AUGGACUAUCACGUCCAAGAAACUACGCAACCCGCUCCCGUGCAGGCCGCGAGAUCAUCAGCGGGUUCCAGCUUCUUCGAACCGCUCUGGCGACGCAAUGACGAAAAGGACGGCAAGCGAGGCUUUGAGGGCAAUCAGAAAUCUCACUUUAGCAGCCGCAACAGCUCCGUGACAGACAUCAACAAGGGGGUGAAGCAUGGAGAGACCUUCCAGACGUUUGAUGUGGCGGCUCCAGAGGGCGUCCUCUACAAAGACGGACAGCUCAUCCUACAGCCGGCACCGACUAAGGAUCCGCGGGAUCCCCUCAACCUGCCCAUGUCGCGCAAAGUCCUGGGAUGCUUCUGUCUCUGCUGCUUCGGUGCGCUGGCCGCUGCCGCCGAGCUGAUUCUCGGUGCGAUGUUGCCCGUCUUUGCUCUCGAGUACGCCGGUCUCGACCCGAAGAUCCUCAAGCCCUUGACCGACAGCGGUGGUCUCCCUGCGGGCCUCGACCCCCUGAAGGUGCUUUCGAAUCUGCCGAGCGCGCCGCCAAUCUUUCAAAUCUAUCUCUUGGCUUCGCUUCCUGUUUUGGUGAUUGGACUGUCCAACUUGGUUCUCGUGCCAAUGGCUAUCUCCGUCGGCCGUCGCCCCGUCGUUCUUAGCACCGGUGUUGUUGCAAUCAUUGGAUGCCUCUGGGCGGGCAGCAGCCAGUCGUUGCAGUCACAUCUGUUGGCUCGUUGCGUCCAGGCUGUUGGUGCCGGCACUGUUGAGAGCUUGAUCCCGUUCAUUAUCCAGGAUAUGGUCUUUGUGCACCAGCGCAAUGCCUGGAUCUCCUCCAUCUUUGCCGCUCAGGGUCUCAUCAUCAUCGUUCUUGGAAUCGCGGCGCCGUACAUGAUUAUCGACUUGAGCUGGCGGUGGAUGUACUACAUCACGGCCAUCGGCGCGGCAUUCUUCCUCGUUGGCGUUUACUUCUUUAUGCCUGAGACGAGAUGGCAACGGACACGUGCCGAGAUGAAUGGCAUUCCUCGCAAUGAGAUUGGUCAUGAGCGUGGCCCCAGAACCUUCCGCUACAACAUUGCUCUCUUCCACGGCAAGAUGGACUGGCGCAAGGGCUGGAAUGCUUUCGUCGACACUCUUCGCACGUUCUUCUAUCCGCAAAUCUUCUUCAUCACUAUGCUUAACAGCGUCAUGAUUGCUUGUGCUUUCGCUGCUGGAUACACCGUGGCCCCAGCUCUCUUGACUGCACCCUGGUCAUGGGACUUUAUGAACCUCGGCCUCUGCCUCGUGCCGGUUCUUAUUGCCGCUGUCGCUGUUGCCUUGGUCACUGGAAGUGCCGCCGACUGGAUGGCAAACCGCAUCGCGAAGAAACGCGGCGUCCGCGUCCCCGAAAACCAACUUGUGAACCUCAUCAUCCCGACCCUCGCUGGUAUCAUUGGCUCCAUCAUCUUCGGUCUGGCUGGCUCGAACCAGGCAGAGUAUUCCUACUUCACAUUCCUUACGGGUCUCGGCCUCAUGGCGUUCGGCUUUUUGGGUGCCAACACCAUCGGCGCGGUCUACGUCCUCGAGUGUUACCCCCACCUCGCGGGCCCGGCCCUGGUCAAUAUUGCCUCGUUCAGAGGCUUGCUGGCUUUCGUUCUGUCAUUCAAGAUCUCCGACUGGGUUGUGGACAUGGGUUACUUUAACGCGAUGAUGAUCUACACCGGCUUGAUCAGCGCAUUUGCUGUUUUCGUUCCAGCGGUCUACUUCUAUGGGCCUGCUUGGCGCACGAGGUGGCCUGCCGAGCAUUUCGGUGAUCAUAUUUGA